This is a messenger RNA of Theobroma cacao (cacao), 2698 nucleotides long. NCBI's taxonomy places the organism in Eukaryota, Viridiplantae, Streptophyta, Magnoliopsida, Malvales, Malvaceae. The record is from RefSeq and is a predicted model, not a curated record.
CUGUCCCUGAAAUUCUUGCUAGAUUGUGAGAUUUCCCUUUGAUUUUUUGGUGUCAAUCUUGUUUACACAGCAAACAAGGGAGAAAAAGUUAUCUUAUGAAAAUUAAGCGUUGAAGCUGUGGUUUUUAGGCCUUACUUAGUGAAGCCACCAAUUAGACAUGGUUGCCGCCUUCUCUGCGUAAUUGUACAGACUUCACUCCUCUCACCAUCGCUUAUGCCAUGAGAGUCUUUUGCAGUCAAGCUUAAGAUUUGAAGUGGCAUGUCGAAGAGGUGAUCAAUAAAAGCUACUUUUCAAAAAAAAAAAAAAAGCGUUGAAGCUGUGGUGUUAAUUGGUUGAAGAUUGGUGUCUACAGGUGGGUAUUUUAAGCUAUGCCGCUCUGGAUAAGGCCUUUCUAUCCUGGCAAUUAAGUUUCGGGGUUGCCGGCAGCUACAGCGGCAACCCUGGUUGGAGUGACGGCAUUCAAUUUUUAUAUGGGGAUUGUCUCUACCCGAGAUCUGGUACAUAUGCUUGGUCAAAAUUGAGGCGAAGCCAUCUAUAUAAUACAUUAUAAUUUUGAUCGGUUGAAAGCAGAAAUAUAACCUUUCAUGAUCAUAAUUAUAUGUUCUUCACUAGUACAAAAUUUUCCGACCAAACCCUGCCCAUCCUUACCCUCAUGUUAUGAUCUUUUUCCAUUUUGAAGCUUAGAUAAACAGUUUAAAGUGUUUCCUUUCAAAUGAAUUAAAAAAAAAUGAAAAAGAUGAAUACGUGGAUAUCCAUAUCAGGGAACGUGCUUCGGUGUAUGGGAUUAGUUUAACGUGCUCCUGGGCUACAAUCUUUCAACUACUUAUAAUUGUUUUGUAAGAGGCGUGUUUAUAUUCUUCUGGUUGACCUCAAUUUUGCAGGGAUGGUAAAUAGCAGGAUAAUUCAUUAUGUUCUUCUGCUGAGAAACAAUGAUAUUCUGGUAGUGAAUGAUGUUACAUGAGGCCGGUACUCUGCUGUAACAAGUCUUCUGCCAUUGUUGGAGGUUAAAGACUUCAUCAGCAUUUUGUAUCUCUGCUGGAAUUAGUACAUAACAUAUUGGAGGUUAAAGACUUCUUUGUACGGUAUAGCUUUGUUGGGGCGGUCUCUUAGAGAUGCCUGAAGGCAUCUAUAUGCAAGACUUACGUUUGCUUGAUUUUCUCAAGCAUUUAUCUAAUGAGUUCGAUGGCGCCUUGGUAAAAAAUUAAAAAGGAAUUUUUAACCAAUUCAAAUCCUCUGUCCCCAUUUUAUGACUCAUCUUUCAUAAAUUUCCACAUUUCUAUAUUUAUUUCUGAUUUUUUUCUUCUUUCUCUACUGGCAGAUGGUAAAGUAAACUUCUUUCUUCUUUUACUUCUUGUUGUAGUCUUCUCCAUAUGUUGUUGUUCCAGCAGGGAAAGCAGAUGAAUCACGGCUUUCAAGUCUGGUGCGUAAUUCCAUCGUCAUCGGUGACCAAGAUAGUUGGCCUCUGGUCAAAGCUGUUAGAAUCAACCUUUUCUAGACAAAUAUUUCAUAUGUUAUUUCAGUGUCUGCUUUAGCUUCUUACAGAAUUUAAAAAUAGGCAAAGUUGCAUUGUUUAAGAUAUGCCUAUUGUGAGUUAUAAAAUUUCUUGGAGUGAACGUCCACAAUUACAGGGUAGUUGGCUUUCAAGAAAAAGGAGUUGGUAGUUGUCCUAUCGGGUGAUUAGGACGAUCGGGGUGAGGAUCACAGCAAGGAGUGGGUAGAGGAGGCUGCCGAAGCGGGAGUUUCAUCACCGGAGAUCGGCGGGGAAGAAGUGAACUGAUAAGGUGGACUCAAACCUCUCCCAGGCUGACAUGCGACACGGUGCAUACUCAAAGCCCACAAUGUGCGAAACUGACAUGCUAAAGAAAGCAAAUAGAUAUGGUUAUCUCGAUGCCAAUAUCGUGCGGAACACUCAAGAGUUCUGUGGACUUAUGCAGAAGAGAAGGAGGCUGCAGGCAUGCUGUCAGGUGGAAGUAAUUAGAGAUGAACAAGAAUGUAAAGAAGCGCAAAGUUCAUAUGGUUCCUUUUCGAGAAGAGAAAAACAGAAAUGUCCAUCUUAUUCUUCCUCCAAUGGCAUGAAAACAGAAAAGCGGCCAGCAGGAGAAGAAAUAACUGCACAAGCAAAAAGGAGCGCCCAGCCCAAUUCAGGCCUUAAGAAAGCAAAGAAGCGCCUAAAGAGAAUGAAAAUUGAAGUGGCAGAGAGGAGAGGGGAGACAACGUUGAUGAUGGAGUUGCUAAAGAAUGAAAAAAAAGAGACGGAAAUUGCUGUUGGAAAGAUUCAGAAUGAUAUUGAGAGAAUGAAGAGAGAAAAUCUGCUAAAGCUCGAAAAGGAUGAAUGCACCCGACAAUUUGUUAAUCAUAUGCUGGUUAUCUUUGAAGCCGAGGACAACCUCAUGGUUGAUUAAUUAUCGACUUCAACUAUUGGACGAAUAAAAGUUUGUGUUUAUCAAGCAGUAUACACAGAAAUCACCAUGUGCUGCUUGAUAAGUGUCUCUGAAAAGUUCUGGCUUUGUUUCUCUGAGGACCGUGUUUGCUGCUGCAUAGUAAAAAUCCAUCCGUUUGGGUCACCAUUUCUACUGCUUUUCUUUUCCAUGACAAAACAUUAUUGCUCCUACUGUUCACCCAACCUUAAAUUUUGACUUGAUACAAUUUUCUUUUUUGCACUUAGCUUGACUAAAUUAGUAAAAAGAACUGGAAUUCG